Molecule: messenger RNA, 769 nt
Organism: Camelus dromedarius (Arabian camel)
Lineage: Eukaryota; Metazoa; Chordata; Mammalia; Artiodactyla; Camelidae
Product: collagen alpha-2(I) chain-like
Exons: 3
Coding region: 1-681 (226 amino acids)
Source: RefSeq, a predicted model, not a curated record
AUGCCCGGCCUUUUCCGCCGCGCCCCUCCUCUCCCACCCUCGCGCGGCUCCGGAACGCCGCCUUCGGCAAACCUCGACUCGCCCCGGCCUUCCUCUUCCUCCGAGGCCUGCCUCGCCUCCUCGCGACCCGGCAGCCCUUUCCGGUUGCCGCUGCUGGUCCUCACGCGCCCGUCCGGUCGCCGCCGUUCCAGUUUAGGGACAGUCCGGCUCUGGCAACCGCCCGAGGCUGGUCCCAAGGGCCCCGGGACGCGCGGGGAGGGAGGCGUCUGCGGGAGCAGGACGGCGGCGCGCGCGAGGAGCCAUCGCGGGCUAAAUAAGGAAGACGGAGGCUGCUGCGCGUGCGCCCGGAGGCGCGGGGACGGGCUGGCGGCCUCGGGGAAGCUCGCCGGCCGCCGCCCCCGCUCCAGCGGGCUCGGGCCGGGUGGUCGGGAGCCCCCUCGUUGGACGACGGGCCUGCAGGCGGUGGCCAGGGAGCUUCCUCCGGGAGCCGCGAUGGGAGCUGCCCCCUCAGGCCCGCUCCUAGGAGCCGGAAGCCGGGCCUCGGCGCCUGCCUCAAGCCGGACGCUGAGCGCGCGGCCGGCCUCGGGCGGGCUGGGCUGCCCGGAGCUCGGCUCGGCCUUUAGAAACUCAUCUUCACUACCAGAUGUUGAUGUUCUUCAAGAAUCAGUCCCUUGGAGGUGAAUCAGCAAAAAUGGUGAAUACAGAACUCCCAAGGACCCAUCCCUUCGUAUAAACAGCAAAUAAAUUAGCACAACCUGUCAGAAUCAAA